Orycteropus afer afer is the source of this 1221-nucleotide messenger RNA. The record is from RefSeq and is a predicted model, not a curated record. NCBI's taxonomy places the organism in Eukaryota, Metazoa, Chordata, Mammalia, Tubulidentata, Orycteropodidae.
AUGACUGAGUCCAAGACCACCCACCAGGAAUGUCCAACUCUCCUGGGCGAGGCCCUUGUCCUGCUCGGUCACCUGGGUCAUCUUGCUGGACACCUGACCCGUUCAUUCAAUAUGUGUCCCGAGUACCUGCCGCAUGUCGAGAACAAACCAGGCCGGGUCCUUGGCCCUCUGAGGCACAGCCCGAGGUGUGUAGCUCUACCGAGAGCCGACUGUGUGCUCAGCCGGCAUACGCCGUUCCCCUGCACGUGGCCUCUUGCCACCAUCGCCACUGCCACCUCGCUGGACAUCCCAGCCACGGAGGUGUCGCAGCCACAGGGUGAGGUGACCGUAGCUGCCACUGGGGAGCUAAGUGUGACGGAGGAGACGCCCCUCGACCCUCUGCUGCCACCCAGCUCUCUGACCAACUCACCAGGGCCCGCUGCUGCCAUAGGUGCCACAGCCCUGAAAGAACCUCAAGUCCUUUCAAAGACCCCUGAGUUCUGCUCAGUGACGCUGGCCACGGCUCACAGCAUUGAGGUGGACGGGUCCCCAGGCCCCCAUCAUCUGCUGCCACCCCCACCUGGCACCCACUGCUUCACCUCUGUGCCCCCAGCCUCUGCCACCAGCUACCAUCACCUGGGGGCACCCCGCCGCCCUCGGGGCCCCACUGUCCUCCGGAGUCGUGCUGAGCAGAGCACUCGGCCUCCCCACCUCCGGACCGCCACAGAGCUGGGGGCGGCUCCGCUCCGGUCCGCACUGGCGGCGGGCCGGGUCGCCCCGGGGAGUCGCGCGGGGCGGGGCGAGGGCGGCGUCGGCAGGUGCCCUGGGCGGGAGCACCGACCCCCAGACCAAAAAGCCGAGGGAGGAGCGCGCGCGCCGGGCGCCGAGGCCAAGUCGGGUUUAGGCGCGCGCGCGGCUUCGCGUCCCGUGUCUGGCCAGGGGACAGUGUCCCUGACUGAGCUGGUUUGCGACCCCGGCCCGCGGGAUCCGCCGCGGACCCCCAGGAGUAGCUGCGCCGCCUCCUGCCCGGGAGCGUUUGGGGCGCACCGAAGCCGAGCCGCUUCCGCGCCAUGCCGGGGGGCCAAAUCGCCCUGGAGGGGCUGUCCCCCACCGAAGCCUCCACAGCCCAGGGAUGAAACCCGGCUCCGAGCCUCCAGCCGCCCGGCUGUCGCCCUGCAGGCAGUUGGUUUAAUUGUGCAGCUGGAGUCUGAGCCCGGAAACAGCCGGGAAGCCCCUUUCUGA